CCUCUGAAGAUGGGAACCUUGUCAUUGAAAAGAGAGGGGGGAUUAAUAAACCCUGCGAUAACAACGAGCGGCGAAUAAAGGAGAUCGUUCGGAGAGUCUCGUUUCUGGACUCUUGGAGACGAGGCGGAAAGGGGAAGGGGGGAAACCGACCCAGCGCCAAACCGCAACCAUAUGCCUGUGAUACGGAUGCUCCCGACGUCCCCCGAGAGCGGAGGGAAAAAAAAGAAGAAGAGACACAAUGCCCUUCCCAGACAGACGACUGGCUGCGCUCGACGCCGCCUACCCCAGAGUUGGGCUUCAGAGCGGCGGGUUCGCACAACUCAGACACAAUCGCUCUGGAGAGGAAAAGGAGGGUGGCUUCUUUUUUUUAGGAAGGGGGAAAAGGCGAGAAACCGUCCAGAUCCGUUUCUCAAACCGUCCGGGGAAAAGACGACGAGCAUCGGACGGAGAACGAGACCGAAACUUUUCCUGCCGCCUCGCCUUUUCCUCCUCAUCUUCAACAUGAAGGUCCUCUUCUUGGUACUGAGUGUCUUUUGGUCGGCGAAAGGAGACCCUCUGCCAGGAGGCAUUUGCUGGUUGCAGCAGGGCCGGGAGGCGAAGUGCACCAUGAUCCUCCGGACGGGCAUCUCCUGGGAGGAAUGUUGUGCCAACGGGAACGCCGACCGGGCCUGGUCCAAUGCCUCUCACCCGGACAACAAGAUCAGCCUCCUCCGCAUCCUUGGCCUGGUCACCUGCCAUCCUUGCAAAGAGACCUGUGAUGGGGUGGACUGCGGUCCAGGCAAGGUCUGCCGCAUGAAGCAUGGGCGUCCGCACUGCACUUGCGCCCCGGAUUGCUCGAGUCUGCCCCGGAAGCUGCAGGUCUGCGGCUCGGAUGGCUUCACCUACCGGGACGAGUGUGACCUGCUGACCGCCAAGUGCCGUGGCCACCCGGACCUGGAGGUCAUGUACCAGGGACGAUGCAAAAAGUCCUGCUUGGCCGUGGCCUGCCCGGGGACGCACACCUGCGUGGUGGACCAGACAGGGAGCGCUCAUUGUGUGGUCUGCCGUGCGGCCCCCUGCCCAGAGCCCACCGCCCUGGACCGGCCCCUCUGUGGCAACAACAAUGCCACCUACCCCUCCACUUGUCACCUGCGCCGAGCCACCUGCUUCCUGGGCCGCUCCAUCGGGGUCCGGCAUUAUGGCGGGUGCGCAGCCUCAAACAAAUCUUCAAUGGACCUAGAAGAUGAUGCUGAAGAAAAUUACAUCUAAAGCCCGCUUUCUGCUUCCUUGGCCCCAAAAAGGCAUUUGCUGCCAUUAACGGACAGUCUGGGUUUCGCCGGUAUUUAUUCCUGCAGAACAAACGGACCAACCGCCUUUAAUUUAUAUUGAUCGGCCGAGAAGGUCGCCCGAGGUCACCGAGGCUUUUCUAUGGUUCUAUGAAGUCUCUUAUAUAUGUAUAUAAUUUAAACCCAAAGCAUGUUGUUGCGCUCUGUAUGACGCAGAUCCUCUUUUUCUCCCUUGACGUCUUGCUCUCUUUCUAAUGUUUUAAAGAGCCUAUUUUAUAUAUAUUUUUGCUA
Molecule: messenger RNA, 1556 nt
Organism: Anolis sagrei ordinatus
Lineage: Eukaryota; Metazoa; Chordata; Lepidosauria; Squamata; Anolidae
Gene: FSTL3
Product: follistatin like 3
Biological process (GO): negative regulation of activin receptor signaling pathway; multicellular organism development; regulation of BMP signaling pathway
Molecular function (GO): activin binding; protein binding
Source: RefSeq, a predicted model, not a curated record